GUAGGAUGGCACGCAUAUCAGCAUGAAGCUUGGUACCAGUUAGAUGCGGCUGCUGAACGCGAGAAUUUCAAGCGCAGCUUUGAUGCCUUGAACGAGUUCAUUGCCCCUGGAUCUCCUGGCGAAGGUAAGGUCGGUCUGUACAAAGGCUUCCGGCCACCCGGCGGACCCAUUCAUCACCCAAGAACUCUCGAACUUUGCCACCAAUACGGCCUUCAAUACAUCAGCGCCGCUGCUGAGCAUGCAGCAUUACAAAGCAGUCUUGCUGUGCUCCCAUAUAGGUGGCGGAACGUGGAUGCGUACUUCUACAUGGACACCUUUGGAAAAUUGCGAAUUCUGAAAGGAGAAAAUGACAGUAAGCCUAUUGGCGAGCAUGAACUGGUGCGCCGAUGGAAAGCAGACAUUGAUCACGCCAUUGAACGAGGAGAAUUCCUGUCAAUGUUGUUUCAUCCAUUCCUUACGACAAGCGAAGAAAGACUCAGUGCAAUCGAAGACGUUGUCUCUUACUUGGCACAGAAGCGCGACGAGGGUGCUAUAUGGUAGCAAGAUGUUGUGACAUCGCUGACUACGUUUGUCAAAAUCCUCACUCAGUGUCCACGGAUCCUGUAUGGGAUAAUGCAACUUGGCGAUGAGAAAAAAUACCCACCUGCACUUCGCCCUCGAAGCGUGUUCCAGCGGUCAGGCAUUUAGACGAAGGCUUUCUGAUAAGCCAUCGACGUGUAGAGCGAAUGCAUGACUACAUCUUCGCUGGACACACAGCCCCAGCCCUUGGAUUGACCUAGUGCAGCUUUCACAAACGCGUUUGCUGACCUCGCUCGGGAUUGAGCGCAGGAGCCUCAGCUGAGACUUUAGAUCGCGGACUCUGUCGACUUUCAUCUACAAGACGGAUGCGUCCAACAAGUUUGCCCCGGUCCUCGGUGCAAUCACACUAUGCCGCUACGUUUGGCGAGGCUCCAACAGGUAUCAAAUCCCAGACGAAGCUGGUGAACCAGAUGCCGCCAGUCGCGAAGGACAGGAGAACAGAUCCCACUGGUUUCCCGGCAGCUGCUAUACUACCCGGCUUCCAAGCAAUCUCCGACCUCGAAGCAAGUGCGGAAAUCGUAACAACUUCUCCAUUAGGCUGGACACCGAUGUGCCUCUUCUUGGGAAACAACUUUUGAUCCAUAAGCCGCAAGAGCUGCUCGUCCAGCUAAUAGCGCUCUGAUCGAGCCACCUUUACACUAUUUGGAAAGUCGAGACUUUUCAGACUCAUUACGCAAUCACGCUGCAACUCCUCGGCCUUGUAAUAUAUCCACAUGCAUAUAAAGACCUUGCUGUCUUGCUGGCCGACGGCCCACUCAUUCCUGCCUAUCAAGAGUCCGGAGCGGGCCGAUGCAAGAGACCCAAAAGCAUGAUGGAGCCCUACUGAUAAGGCAGUACUUCAGAGCAGUCCUUUUCCCGACAAUCUAUACCAGUCCGGCUGCGACUUUGAUCAAAUUCCCGACCUCUUCGCCCGCGGAUAGUUCACCGUUACUUCAAUUAUCUAAGACCAGCGACUUCAAGACCGAUGAUAUACUAGGCAUUGUUGGCAAGACAGAGGGCAAUGGCUGUGUGAAUGACUUCUCAAGAACGUUGUCAAGUCACGUCUGGGACGAGAUCAUCCCGAGCACCGGCAUUUCUGUCUUUUCUGGUGGGACCGAAGGAGUGCUGUCACCCCAUGUGGCGUUUAUCCUGGAGUCGAAACAGCAGACUGGAUUGAUCGCAAGCGUCUCUCGAACGUGGAAGUUGCAGCCAUGGCAGAUUGGAACUGCGGAGCAUGUGUCUUGUGUUUCUGCCACUAUACGCAAGAUGCUCGAGACUGAGAAGCUGAAAGCAGAUGAUGUACAGCUUGUUCUCAUCAAAUGCCCGCUGCUCACCAGCGAGAAAGUUGCAGCAACUCUAGCGGCUGGCCAAAAGCCGAUAACAGCGGAUACGUACGAGUCCAUGGCCUGGUCGAGAUAUGCUUCUGCGAUCGGUAUCGGUGCCGCGUUGGGAGAGGUCUCGAUGGAAGACGUUCCAACCCAUUUGCAUUCUGGCAACUUCUACACGGCGAAAGCUUCUUGCUCGUCUGGAGCGGAGCUGGACGACUGCCAUAUCCUCAUAUUGGCCAAUGAUCCAAGCAUCGACGUUGAAGCAGAACACGGCGACCCGCCUCCACUUAUUCAGGGCUUUUGCGGAGUCAUGUCAUCUGCAGUCGAUUUCGCCGGGUUGCAGGAGGUGCUGAAUCGAGCAUCGAGACCCAAAGCUCCUUAUCGAAAAGCAAAACUGCUACAAGUCUUUGCCAAAGCCGAAGCAGAUCCUACAGGAAUGGUGGCUGGCACGUACAGGCAUACAAUGUUGACAGACAGUGAUCUGCAUAGCACACGACAUGCUCGAGCUGCGGUAGGGGGUCUCAUAGCUGGCGUCACUGGCGACUGUCACAUUUAUGUUUCCGGUGGCGCAGAAGGACAAGGGCCGAAAGGUGGUGGUCCGGUUUGCGUGGUAGCUCGAUGGGAAGCAUGAGAAAAAUUUGGUAUGUAUCAGUCGAACAAAAGUUAUUGUUUUUGUGAUC
This is a messenger RNA of Pseudocercospora fijiensis CIRAD86, 2566 nucleotides long. RefSeq lists its product as uncharacterized. The transcript is spliced from 3 exons. Gene Ontology annotation, molecular function: hydrolase activity, acting on carbon-nitrogen (but not peptide) bonds, in cyclic amides. NCBI's taxonomy places the organism in Eukaryota, Fungi, Ascomycota, Dothideomycetes, Mycosphaerellales, Mycosphaerellaceae. The coding region runs from base 1369 to 2517 and encodes 382 amino acids. The record is from RefSeq and is a predicted model, not a curated record.